GUACUUAUCGCGUCCUUUGCACCUCAGAAUAUGUCUGAUACCCAAGAACGCAAGGCUUGGCAGCCUAUCCACCCAGACUUCCUCCCGAAACUGCUACCAGAGUAUAUCAAACACCACAAUGCGACAACUCUUUGGUCCCCUUCCGUUCAUCAGAUCCCAUGGGAUCCCUCUUUCCGCCAGAACCCACCUGUUGCGGGCGGUUCGACACCGCUGAAAGUCGGAAGUGUGAAAGAUCUUCCUUUCAGCAAGUGCAAAGUUCGAGUUUUCACUCCCGAGGGCAACCCUCCUGAAGGUGGUUGGCCAGUACUUAUCUAUUUCCAUGGUGGCGGCUGGUGUCUCGGCGACGUCAAUACGGAGAACGCAUUCUCAACGAAUGCUUGCAAACGUGCAAAUUGUGUCGUAGUUUCCGUUGACUAUCGUCUUGGUCCGGAGAUACAAUAUCCUGCAGCUGUGGAAGAUGCUGAAGAGACUCUCAAUUGGGUCUUUAAGAACGGUGCAAGUGAACUCGGAAUCAAUGCAACUAAGAUAGCUGUGGGCGGUUCUUCCAGCGGCGGGAACCUUGCGGCAAUCAUUACUCACAAGGCAGCCUUAUCUAACCCACCUAUUCCACUAACUUUCCAGGUGUUGAUUGUACCGGUGGUAGAUAAUACUGCAUCUACCAAUGGUGUUCCUCAUGCUUCAUGGAAGGAGAAUGAGAACACACCUGCUCUCAGUCCAGAGAAGAUGAUUUGGUUCCGAGCUAAUUAUAUGCCAAACGAGGCCGAUUGGCCAAAGUGGGAUAGCUCGCCGAUCUUCGCACCAGCAGAGUUGUUCGCAAAGGCUCCAGCUGCAUGGAUCGGUGUUGCCGAGCUUGAUAUUCUACGAGAUGAAGGCCUUGCCUAUGGUGAAAAGUUGAAGGAGGCUGGUGUCGAUGUCGAGAUUAAGAUAUAUAAGGGUGCACCUCAUCCUAUCAUGGCUCAGGAUGGGUAAGUUCAAGUCAUCUUCUCACAUUGCGGAUUACAUUGAACAUUAGCAGGGCCUUGGAAGUGGGCAGACAGUUGAUAACAGACGCUGUUCAAGCCUUAGCGAAGGCUUUUGGAUCUAAUAGUAUAUAGUGGGUUCUCAUUGCUCCAACCAGUUCAAUUGCAUUCCAACAACCGUGUAUGGCUACAGAAACGGCGACUGUUGGAUGCGUAACAUUCCUUGGUAAAGUGUUUAGGCUGCUGCUAUGGCUUCGAUCUCCACGUCCACGUCGUUGGGCAGCUUCGCAGCCUGGAUGCAAGUACGAGCAGGUUUGGGCGUUGGCAGCACUUGAGUAGAGGUUAAGAGGACGAGUCAAAAUAUGAACAAAACAAACCUACAUUUCUCAUAUACUUCAUUCAUGGAGGCGAAGUCGUCCAUGUUCUUAAGAUAAACGUUGACUUUCACUACCUGCUCCCAUGAAGAGCCAGCAGCUUUGAGUACAUUCCCCAAGUUCUUGAUGCAUUGCUCCUAUAAAAAACAUACAACUC
This is a messenger RNA of Somion occarium, 1490 nucleotides long. NCBI's taxonomy places the organism in Eukaryota, Fungi, Basidiomycota, Agaricomycetes, Polyporales, Cerrenaceae. The record is from the annotation of a GenBank genome assembly.